AUGGAGGAGCCCGAGGUGAGCAUUGUGGUGAAGUUGGAGGGUGACUCGGAAGAGGAGAAAGAGGAGGGAGCAGCCCCCUGUCCCUCCCCCCCAAAGAUGGAGGAGCCCGAGGUGAGCAUUGUGGUGAAGUUGGAGGGUGACUCGGAAGAGGAGAAAGAGGAGGCCGCCGGGGGAAGCUGUGCCAAGGAGUUCCCCGACCGGGCUCAGCUGCGCAAGCACCAGCUGAGCCAUUCGGCCGACCGCCCCUUCCAGUGCUCGCAGUGCUCCAAGGCCUACAAGACGGCGCCGGAGCUGCGCAGCCACGGGCGCAGCCACACGGGGGAGAAACCCUUCCUCUGCCAGGAGUGCGGCAAGGCCUUCAUGCAGCCGGUGUGCCUGCGGGUCCACAUGGCCCGGCACACGGGCGACCUGCCCUUCCCCUGCGCCCACUGCGCCAAGAGCUACGGCACCCUCUCCAAGCUGAAGAUCCACCAGCGGGCCCACACCGGGGAGAAGCCCUACACCUGCGGGGAGUGCGGCAAGGCCUUCGCCGACCCCUCGGUCUUCCGCAAGCACCGGCGCAUCCACGCCGGCCUGCGCCCCUACCAGUGCGGCGCCUGCCAGAAGACCUACGGCUCUUCCUAG
Pelodiscus sinensis (Chinese soft-shelled turtle) is the source of this 624-nucleotide messenger RNA. The record is from RefSeq and is a predicted model, not a curated record. NCBI's taxonomy places the organism in Eukaryota, Metazoa, Chordata, Testudines, Trionychidae.